Conger conger (European conger) is the source of this 2782-nucleotide messenger RNA. It is a transcript of the gene sephs1, whose product is annotated as selenophosphate synthetase 1. Gene Ontology annotation, cellular component: cytoplasm. Gene Ontology annotation, biological process: L-selenocysteine biosynthetic process. Bases 194 to 1372 code for a protein of 392 amino acids. Lineage: Eukaryota; Metazoa; Chordata; Actinopteri; Anguilliformes; Congridae. The transcript is spliced from 9 exons. Gene Ontology annotation, molecular function: ATP binding; selenide, water dikinase activity. The record is from RefSeq and is a predicted model, not a curated record.
GCUGUAAAAGCACGUCUCCUUGAACCGGAAUUCUCUUCAGGCAUCGUUUAAGGGCGUCCCUGUUGGCCCCGAUGCAUUCUGGGACUGUACCCUCUCUUGUAUCGGGAGGCGCCGCAAAACCGAAACCGAUUCCGGGCUGUUGAGAAGAGGAGGUCUCAGCCGCGGUGAACGCCCAGAAGCCUUUUCCCCAGCCAUGUCCGUCCGGGAGUCCUUCAACCCCGAGAGCUACGACCUGGACAAGAACUUCAGGCUGACCCGCUUCACGGAGCUGAAGGGAACGGGAUGCAAGGUACCCCAGGACGUCCUGCACAGGCUGCUGGAGGCCCUGCAGGAGAACCACUUCCAGGAGGAUGAGCAGUUCCUGGGGGCAGUCAUGCCCAGAUUGGGUAUUGGAAUGGACACAUGCGUUAUUCCGUUGAGACACGGGGGUCUCUCACUAGUCCAGACAACAGACUACAUUUACCCGAUCGUGGACGACCCUUACAUGAUGGGUCGAAUCGCGUGCGCCAACGUGCUCAGCGACCUGUAUGCCAUGGGAGUGACGGAGUGUGACAACAUGCUGAUGCUUCUCGGCAUCAGCAAUAAACUGUCGGACAAGGAGAGGGAUAAGGUGAUGCCUUUAGUGAUCCAGGGGUUUAAGGACGCCUCAGAGGAGGCUGGCACGUCGGUCACGGGAGGGCAGACGGUGCUCAACCCCUGGAUCGUCCUGGGCGGCGUGGCCACAGCCGUGUGCCAGCCCAACGAGUUCAUCAUGCCAGACAACGCGGUGCCCGGGGACGUGCUGGUGCUGACCAAGCCUCUGGGCACACAGGUGGCAGUGGCCGUUCACCAGUGGCUCGAUAUCCCAGAGAAAUGGAAUAAGAUUAAACUGGUCGUCACGCAAGAGGACGUGGAACUGGCUUAUCAGGAGGCCAUGAUGAAUAUGGCCAGACUGAACAGAACAGCUGCCGGGCUGAUGCACACGUUCAACGCCCACGCGGCGACGGACAUCACAGGAUUCGGGAUCCUGGGUCACGCGCAGAACCUGGCCCGGCAACAGAGGAGCGAGGUGUCCUUCGUCAUCCACAACCUGCCCGUGCUGGCCAAGAUGGCCGCCGUCAGCAAAGCCUGUGGGAACAUGUUCGGCCUCAUGCACGGCACCUGCCCGGAGACCUCGGGAGGUCUGUUGAUCUGCCUCCCUCGGGAGCAGGCAGCCAGGUUCUGCGCCGAGAUCAAGUCCCCCAAAUACGGCGAGGGCCACCAGGCUUGGAUCAUCGGCAUCGUGGAGAAGGGCAACCGCACUGCCCGGAUCAUCGACAAGCCGCGGAUCAUCGAGGUGGCCCCGCAAAUCGCCACACAGAACGUAAACCCCACCCCCGGGGCCACCUCUUAGUCCAGGACACGGGAGAGGGAAGGGGCUAUGCCUUUUUAGACAUUCUAGUAUCAUCUUAGGCUAUGGAUAUAGUCUAAAGCAGUGCUCUCCAACCCUGGACCUGGAGAGCUACUGGGUCUGCUUGUUUUUGUUUUCACUGUUAAAUCAGUACCCUGUUGAGACCCAGGUAACCAGGUGAGGUGAGUUAACUGUGUAAUCAACUGCUCUUAAUUGAUAAAUUAAGUGCAGAGUAACAACAGAAACCAGCACACCCUGUAGCUCUCCAGGACCAGGGUUGGAGACCACUGGUCUAAAGCUACCAUGUUAAUGUGUAUACUGACUGCUCAGAUUUUUUAUCAUAGGGCAGAUCGCACGUUAAAAAACAAAACAAAACAAAAACUACGUAAAUCUAUUUCUUUUGUCUAAUUUUUUUUUUCUGUUACAUUAACUGAGGACGCACCUACUCUUAAGGCAGCUUCUAAGUUGAGAAUAUUAUUAUCUGAAACUGUUGAUUCAUUUUGAAUCUUUAGACACUUCUGGUCUAUUGCCGCAGAGGCUUUUUUUAAGAGGUGCAUUUGCCAAGCAUCUGUGCUGUACCAUGAUAGCGGUUUUUGUUUGUCUGAGUCACUAUAUGUACAUAAAAAAUAAAAAAAACUAGGACUAGAGUACAAACUGUAACGGAUGCCUUGAAAGAUUGAAUAUUAUAAAGAGAAUGUGGUGUAUACUUUGAGGGGUUGCAUGUUGUUUUUCAAUUUUUAAAAACAUUUUUGUAUUGCUUUGUUCCAAUUCACUCCUUUAAACUCCAAAAAGUCUACAAGUGGAGCUGAAGAGCUGACUUCAAUGUGGUCCAUUAGGACGAGAUAUGAAAGCAAUGCACCAAAUGGGCUCUCCAUAAUUUGUGACGUCUGUCUUAACGAUGGGGGAGUGAGAUGGCAGGCGCCCCGUUUUGCUGCAUUAAGCCGAUCAGCGAGCAGCGAGCCGUUGUCAAUCAGUGAAUUGUAUUAACCAAUCACAAUGCUGCAAACAUGGCUCCAGCCAUUUUUGGGUUUGUAAAGCCCUCCUCUCCCAUCACAACAGCCUAGACGUGUUUAUAAUACUUUUGUGGUUAUUUCCCCCGUGCCGAUUUGGUCUGGAGUACGGCAGAGAAUGUACCGGAACAGAGCAGUGGGUGUAUAAAAUAUAUAUACUUAUUAUUUGAGACAUAAAGUACUUGAUUUUAAAUGUAAUCAGUAAAAAUGUGUUCCUGUGGUCAGUUGUGAUGGCUUCCUGUUUUGUAUAGCAUUAUAUGCAGUAGGCCACCUCUUCAAUCUCAAGAAUACGCAUUUCUCUCUUCCCCUCUGGUUUGCGAAAAAGGGUUCAGUCUUGUUACGCCAGAACUGCAGCUUAACGGCAACACUUACACAAAUAAAUACAUUUUUUAAGGUUCUUGUA